This is a messenger RNA of Planococcus citri (citrus mealybug), 1510 nucleotides long. RefSeq names its product cilia- and flagella-associated protein 206-like. The transcript is spliced from 10 exons. Gene Ontology annotation, biological process: regulation of cilium beat frequency. Gene Ontology annotation, cellular component: ciliary basal body; axoneme. Bases 188 to 1450 code for a protein of 420 amino acids. The record is from RefSeq and is a predicted model, not a curated record. NCBI's taxonomy places the organism in Eukaryota, Metazoa, Arthropoda, Insecta, Hemiptera, Pseudococcidae.
AUUUUGUCUAGUAGUAGCUUUGAUAAGCGAAGUGAGUUCUUGUUUUAAUAAAUUUCUUGUCUAUUUAUAAUCCUACGGUUGUUUAUUUCGUUUCCUUAGAGAUACCGAUGCGUUGAAAUGAAGUAUUAAAAAAGAAUGCAUUAUUAAAUCUAAUACAAUUCCUCACGAUCGUGUGUUAUUCUAUUUGAUGAAAUUAUUCACCUUGGCGGCUCCUCGCGUUCGAGAAGAUGAAAAUGAUACGAAGAAGUACGCAGAGUUCAUCAUCGAUAAGAUUUCCAGUUUCUUGAUGUCGAAUCAUGUUUCAAUGGUGACGAUUGAGAUUCAAAUUUACUUCGACGAUCACCAUAUUUCAAAAGAAGCUGUGCUGGAAAAACGUCAACAAAUCGUCCAACUGACCACCGAUGGCUUUCUGCAACAUAUUCUACAGAAACGAAUUACUAAAAAUAAAGAAGACUCGGAUCAGCUGUACCAUCUCAUCUCGUGUUAUAUUGUUUUAUUCAGCGGCGCUGGAGAUCCUACCGAUGAUGAAGUUCUGAAGGAAACUACCGUUGCUUUGAAGAGUAUUUUGUCUACGAAAGAACUCGUACGAUUUGCUUCGAAAGCUAAUUCGGUCAAAGAAGUCCAGUUAGGUGAUGUUUGCAGUAUCGUUACCGGUAUUAGAAUUUUCAAUCAAGAUAGUGCUAAAAAAUCGGCCAACGAAAGCGAACUAUUUUCUCCUUUGCAGAAAGCUUUGCAAAAAUGUAAUAAUUUUCUGGAAGGUAAAUCGCGUGAAAUGGAGGAACGAUCUGAACGUUUGAUUAAGAUUUGCUUGCUUUAUCGUGACUCUUCGAGCGAAGAUCGAAAUAUCGAAGAAAUUAAUAAAAUAAAAGCCUACGUUGUAUUAUUACAACAAAUACUCUUCUUUUUUCGAAUACUGAUCCAAGAGUGUCACAUGUUGAAUGAGGAAUUUCAAGAAUGCUGCGUUAUCUUGGAUCAAAGAUUGACUCGUGUUCGGAAAACUGUCAAAAGCAGAACAGCGAUUCCUGUAGUUGAAAUUUACCCUCAAUUCAAAGAUAUUUCAUUAUCGUGCGAUAAAUUGCAAGAAAUAUCGAUCGUAUUGAACCAUUUAUCAGAUUUAGUGUACGAUAUUUGUGAAAUUUUCGAUAAAGUUUCAGAGCCAAAUUUGGAGAAUUGGUCACCGGAAAUGAAAUUAAGUCUGUCAAAUCAAACUAGUAAAGAUGUAAUAUCUGUCGAGAAUCGAGACUGUACACUAAUCACGUCUGAAAACGCAGAUGAUUUUUAUAACAUACUCGUUGAAUACAACGGAUACUGUGUUGUAACGUUCGUAGAAGAGGAAGGAAUUGUGACACCUGGCAUAAAAGAAUACGGAUUAAUUAAAUACAAAGAUAAGCAUUAUUGUUUCUCUACUACUGUCAACGCUAGCAAGUUUUGUCUCCGCCCUGAAAAGUAAUUAUUGCUCGAUUGUUGAGAAAUUGGCAUCAUCGCUUCGAAUAAAUUACACAUUGCGAUC